AUGUGCCUGCUCAGUGCUCCUGCCAUGGCUCUACGAGCUGACGGAGCAGCUACCAAGCGCGCCAUGGUCCAUUCGUUGUUGCGCCCGAGGCUGUUCUUGCACCCUCCUCGGGGAGGACUCGGAGCAGACCCAUCGCAGGAACAAACGAAGGCAUUCGGGAAGCACACAGACGACAGGGAGACAGCGAGGAGAUGGUUGCUGUUUCAUAUGACCUUCACACUCAGAGCCGUGUGCGAUCGCUCCUGGGCGUUCUUCAUCAGCAUCAUGCUAUCGAGCCGCGUCGGCUCCCUGGUCUACCUCCUUCGGACUGCCAUCCAGAUCUCCUUCGGCCUCGUGUCCUGCCGGCAGAGCUGGGAAUGGCUCUCGCUACGCAAGACCGAGCACGUGGCCUGGCUGUUUAUGGUCCAGCAGGUGUCGCUCUUGGUGGUAGCGAUCCAGCUGUACAUGCUGGAGAAAGGAAGCGCUGCCAUGCCCAUGGUGCUGCUGCUAGGGAUCUUCUCGGGGAUGGAGAUGAUAUCAUCGCGGCACUUCAAGCGCGUCAAGGAGAAGAAGGACGUCUACGACCUCGUCACCCGUGACGCCCAAGGAAAGCAGCAAGAGAUCUCCUCCCGUCUUGCCGCAGCCAACUCGUUGCUGACGAGGAUCGACCUCCUGGUCGCCUGCCUCUGCCCGCUCGCUAUCAACUUCUCCAUGUCAGUCUUGGACAGACUGGGCACCAUGGCAUUGCUAGUCGCUCUCCAGCUUAUGUCCGUCUUGCUGCUCUCCUUCGCUCCCUCCUCCGACGUCUCCCUAGCGGGUCAGCCAAGUCCCAGCAUGUCUGUCAAACAGCAAGGAGACAAGGGAGGAGGCGCGGCUGCCGGGAGCCUCAAGCUGCGAGUUCUCGUGCUCGCUUACGGGCUCUUGUACUUCACCGUUGUGACUCCGGGAGGGCUGUUCAACAUGUACAUGAGAGAGGAGGGCCUCGACGUGCGGCUGCUGGGGUACUUCGGGAGUUUGGCUCAAGUUUGUGGCGUCUUGGCCACGUUUGCUGUGCCGGUGGCAGCGAGGAGGCUGGGCAUGUAUCCCUGCGCCCUCUUCUUCUCCCUGUUCCAGGCAGCAUGCGUUGCUGGGGUCGCUCUGCUCGCAGCUCGUGGCGAGCUGCCGUUGGCCAUGUGCCUCUGCGCCAUGUCGCGGUUCGGGCUGUGGGGGUUCGACCUCUCCCAUCGCACCCUCGUGCAAGUGCAGUCAGACGCGAGGCUGGGACUCUUCUUGCUGGAGGCGAGUUUGGCCGAGACCUUCUCGAUUGCCAUCUUCACUGCUAGCGCCAUCUCCAAGAGUUUUCGCUUCCUCUGUCAGGUCUCAGCCGUCGCCACGUGCUCGUCCUCAGCUCUUGUCCUGCUUUCCGCUCUCCUUCCGUCCGGCAGCAGCUCAAGCCGCAGCAUGUGA
Messenger RNA from Guillardia theta CCMP2712, 1425 nucleotides. RefSeq lists its product as hypothetical. Gene Ontology annotation, molecular function: iron ion transmembrane transporter activity. The record is from RefSeq and is a predicted model, not a curated record. Gene Ontology annotation, biological process: iron ion transmembrane transport. Lineage: Eukaryota; Cryptophyceae; Pyrenomonadales; Geminigeraceae. The transcript has a single exon. The coding region runs from base 1 to 1425 and encodes 474 amino acids. Gene Ontology annotation, cellular component: membrane.